AUUUUAAAAUGGGUGAAAAUGAUACGAACGAACCAGGUCUCCCGAAAGAUGCUGCCACUUAUCUUAAAAGACUAGCUGAAACAAAAGUGCCCGUAGUGACGGUUGAUUUUACCAUACAUGAGAUGGACGAUGGUAGCAAAGUGUCAACUUUAGACCGUUAUUGCAAAGACGUCCAAGCACCUGCUGUUCAUAAGCCAACGGAUGAGGAAUUCUUUUCCAAAGAUGAUCCUGAAAAACCCGAUAUUCAAUUUCUGAAGAAUCAUUUCUACCGUGAGGGAAGAAUUACAGAGGAACAAGCUUUAUUCAUUAUCCAUAAGGGAACUGAAUUAUUAAAACAGGAACCCAACUUAUUGGAAGUAGAUGCACCUAUAACGGUGUGUGGUGAUAUUCAUGGACAAUAUUAUGAUUUGAUGAAAUUAUUCGAAGUUGGUGGUAAUCCAGCAGAGACCCGAUACCUUUUUCUUGGUGAUUACGUCGACAGAGGAUAUUUUUCUAUUGAGUGUGUUCUUUAUCUAUGGGCAUUAAAAAUAUGGUAUCCUAAUACAUUAUUCUUGUUGCGUGGUAACCAUGAAUGCCGUCACUUGACGGAUUAUUUUACAUUUAAAUUGGAAUGUAAACAUAAAUAUUCCGAGAAAGUUUAUGACGCUUGUAUGGAGUCUUUUUGUGCGCUUCCACUUGCUGCCAUAAUGAAUAAACAAUUUUUAUGCAUUCAUGGUGGCUUAUCACCAGACCUUAAUACUUUGGAUGAUUUACGUGAUAUCGAUAGAUUCCGAGAACCGCCAACACACGGGUUAAUGUGCGAUUUGUUAUGGGCUGAUCCACUAGAAGAAUUUGGUCAAGAAAAAACAAAUGAAUGUUUUAUACAUAAUCAUGUUCGGGGGUGCUCCUACUUUUUUAGUUACCAUGCCGCUUGUAACUUUUUGGAAAAGAAUGGAUUAUUGUCAAUUAUUCGCGCACAUGAAGCUCAAGAUGCAGGGUACCGAAUGUAUCGUAAGACAAAGACCACUGGUUUUCCUUCUGUUAUGACAAUUUUUUCGGCACCUAAUUAUUUAGACGUAUAUAAUAAUAAAGCUGCUGUGUUAAAAUAUGAGAAUAAUGUCAUGAAUAUUCGCCAGUUCAAUUAUACGCCUCAUCCUUAUUGGUUACCAAAUUUUAUGGAUGUAUUUACUUGGUCUUUACCUUUUGUGGGUGAAAAGAUUACGGACAUGCUUCUUGCUAUCUUAAAUAUCUGUAGUAAAGAAGAAUUGUUAGAUGAAGAGCUUGUAGAUGAAGAGAAAUCAACAGAUAUAACGUCAGCUGACGGAGCAGAAAGGCGCCAAAUUAUCAAGAGUAAGAUCUUGGCAGUUGGUAAAAUGGCUAGAGUAUUUUCCGUUCUUAGAGAAGAAUCGGAGCGUGUUAUGGAAUUAAAGAACGUCACUGGUACUGGUAAAUUGCCUUAUGGUACUUUAGCUUUGGGUGCUGAGGGCAUCAAACAAGCCAUAACCUCUUUCGAAGAGGCGCGUCGAUCUGAUCUCGAAAACGAACGUUUGCCACCUACCCGAGAAGAAGUAAGCGCGGCUGAACAAGCCAAAACGAAGGCAGCUAUCGAAGAAGCUAUUCAAGAAGUUGAUAAAGAUGAAGCACUUGCAGAAGUUGCGGAAGUUUUUAUCAAAGAGGAUGAAAAGAGAAGAAGCUUGAAAGAACCACUUGUUCUUAAUACUGUUAAUACCUGA
Cetraspora pellucida is the source of this 1712-nucleotide messenger RNA. The record is from the annotation of a GenBank genome assembly. NCBI's taxonomy places the organism in Eukaryota, Fungi, Glomeromycota, Glomeromycetes, Diversisporales, Gigasporaceae.